AUGCCGUCCGAACGCCAGUCAAGAAUGCACAAGCACCGCUUACGACCCCAUCAUCUACAUCAAAAAGGGUUUCUAAUACUCAACUCUGCGAAGUCGAACGCUGCCAUGAACUCCACUUCUUCCGAUCCAAACGUUGACCCCGAUAUCCAAAUCGCUGACGACGAGAUGCGGAAACUUAAUGGCAGGCGAAAAGAUUUCGAAAACGCGGCGAAAGAGUUAGAUGAACUGCGCCGCAAAGCUGGGCCGAAGGAGCGUGUCAGCCCAGCUCAGGCUCUCAAAAUGGCAAAUCUGAAUAUCUUUGAGCGUGGUGAAAUUAUUGACUUCAAAGAUAUCUUUUUCUGCGGAACCCAACAUGCAAAGAAACAUGUCGGAGACUUGAAUGCACAAGCCGCUAACUUUGGCUACGAUGAUGAUCGCGGUGAUUACAAUAUUGUCAUUGGGGACCACUUAGCCUACAGAUACGAAGUCAUCGACGUUCUGGGCAAGGGAAGCUUUGGUCAAGUUCUAAGAUGUGUUGAUCACAAAACGGGCGGGUUGGUUGCUGUGAAAAUCAUCCGCAACAAGAAGAGGUUCCACCAGCAAGCCUUGAUUGAGGUUAAUCUGCUUCAAAAGCUCAAAGAGUGGGAUCCUCAUCGUCGGCAUAGCGUUGUCAAUUUCACCCAAAGCUUCUACUUCAGGGGACACCUCUGCAUAUCUACAGAACUGCUGGGAAUGAACUUAUAUGAGUUCAUCAAAGCCCAUGACUUCAAAGGAUUCUCUGUCAAACUCAUUCGCCGUUUUACGAAACAGAUUUUGAGUACGCUGGUGCUUCUCCACACCAAAAAAGUCAUCCACUGCGAUCUCAAGCCGGAGAACAUUCUCCUUGUACACCCAAUGAGUUCCGAGAUCAGAGUCAUCGACUUUGGCUCUAGCUGCUUCGAGAACGAGAAGGUCUAUACCUAUAUCCAGAGUCGCUUUUAUCGCUCACCAGAAGUCAUUCUUGGCAUGUCAUACGGCAUGCCCAUUGACAUGUGGAGUCUAGGAUGUAUCCUGGCUGAGCUGUACACGGGAUAUCCCAUCUUCCCGGGAGAGAAUGAACAAGAGCAGCUUGCCUGUAUCAUGGAGGUUUUCGGGCCUCCAGAGAAACACUUGAUCGAGAAGAGUACACGGAAGAAGCUCUUCUUUGAUUCCUUGGGCAAACCGAGAUUAACAGUCUCCUCAAAAGGUCGACGUCGGCGUCCAAGUUCGAAGGAGCUCAGGCAGGUCCUGAAAUGCGACGACGAGGCUUUCCUCGACUUCAUCUCCCGCUGCCUUCGUUGGGACCCGUCCCGCCGUCUUAGCCCGCACGAUGCCCUCAGGCAUGAAUUCCUAACAGGGCUCAAAAUGCCCUCGCGGUCUAGGACAUAUACAACGAGCUUGAAUUCCCCGGCCAAGCGGGGGAAUACUCUAUCAACCCCGUCGUCAGGGCGCCCUCUUCCAGAACCACCUGGCACGAGUCUCAAGCAUGGCACCUUUCUGCGUAGCCGAGAUGUCUCAGGUAGCUCUCCAGUCAAGCCAAUAGCCGGGAAGCGCCACUCAACUAGAACUAAAUAA
Messenger RNA from Aspergillus oryzae RIB40, 1572 nucleotides. RefSeq names its product putative protein kinase. Gene Ontology annotation, biological process: peptidyl-threonine phosphorylation; peptidyl-serine phosphorylation. Gene Ontology annotation, molecular function: protein serine/threonine/tyrosine kinase activity; ATP binding; protein serine/threonine kinase activity. The transcript is spliced from 3 exons. The record is from RefSeq and is a predicted model, not a curated record. The coding region runs from base 1 to 1572 and encodes 523 amino acids. NCBI's taxonomy places the organism in Eukaryota, Fungi, Ascomycota, Eurotiomycetes, Eurotiales, Aspergillaceae.